GCCGCACAAAGCUAUUCCAGUAUUCUUUGGUGGGCCUUUUUGCAAGCCGAGGCACCUCGCCACUGCUCAGCUCCCAGCGGACAUGGAAGGGGCAACCACCGGCAGCUUGUGUGCCCAAGGCCCCUUGGGCAGCGCUGUCGCCCGGGCAGCGACGCCCCAGGAAGAGGAGGAGGAGGAGGAGGAGGAGGAGGAGGAGGAGGAGGGAGCAGGAGGACCCCAGGGUGGCCGGGCGCCGCUCGCCCUGCGGAGCUCGCGGGCUGGAUUCGGGCGGCCUCCGGGUUGCGGAGGGAGGGGGGGCCUGUCAUGGACGAAGGGCGGGGGGAGGAAGGCGGCAAGCAGGCAUGCAGCAACGGCAAGCAGGCAAGCAGACGGGCUGGCCGCCCUGCCCCGGAAGCGCCUCCCCGCUGGUGCGGCCGAGGCCGACGCGGGACAGGCCGAGGGGCAACUGGCGGCAACAGAAAUGACAAGAUGGGCAGCCGACCCCUCUGCGGCCCGUGAAACCAGCCAAUGCUCGGGCUGCCGCCGGCUUGCUCAGCCUCGUCGCCCUCUGUCUACGCUGCGGCCACCCGGAGGCGGCAACCGCAGGCACCUCGGGCCUGGCUCCAGCGGCUUGCUGGUCAGGCCUUUAGCCUGGCUCGGAUCUGCGCCACCACCCCACGCGCUCGCCUCGGCAUGCUCGCGGCCGUCGCAGCCAACACCGAGGGGAGGGACGCGGAACGGAGGGGCGAGAGGGGACGAGAAUGAGAGGGGGACAGAGGAGUACAGCUGCGGCAUGGCCUUGACCGCGCUCAGGAGAGAACUUCGGCGGCUCGAGAGCCAAUGGCCGUCGCACGCAGCGUGUGCCAUGCGCCAUCGACGCGCCUGCUGGGCCUCGGCUCAGGGAGUGCAGGCAGAUGGAGAUGAUGACUGA
Prorocentrum cordatum is the source of this 910-nucleotide messenger RNA. Lineage: Eukaryota; Dinophyceae; Prorocentrales; Prorocentraceae. The record is from the annotation of a GenBank genome assembly.